This is a messenger RNA of Rattus norvegicus (Norway rat), 2109 nucleotides long. It is a transcript of the gene Slc35b2, whose product is annotated as solute carrier family 35 member B2. Gene Ontology annotation, molecular function: 3'-phosphoadenosine 5'-phosphosulfate transmembrane transporter activity. Gene Ontology annotation, cellular component: trans-Golgi network; Golgi apparatus; Golgi membrane. Gene Ontology annotation, biological process: chondroitin sulfate proteoglycan biosynthetic process; transmembrane transport; 3'-phosphoadenosine 5'-phosphosulfate transport. Lineage: Eukaryota; Metazoa; Chordata; Mammalia; Rodentia; Muridae. The record is from RefSeq and is a predicted model, not a curated record.
GAAGGACUUCACUGGGGAAAGCCUCCGGUGAAUUAAAGGAACUGAAAACGGGUCAACAGGACUCUACAAGGUUGGGCGAGUGGGCGAGGAGGACUCACCAGGUCAUGCAGAUCCGUGAAAGUCACCAUCACAGGUACUAGGGGGGAUGAUCACUGACAAAGCCAAAGAAAGAAGGACACAUUGUUUAAAAAUGGGAAGACAGAAGGGGAAGUACCUGGGUCCAGAUACUCAAAAUUCCAGUCCACUAGGUGGCAAUGGUCAUCACUGUGUCUGGGGUGGCUUGAGUUGAUGACCAAGCUGAUUGGGAAAGGGAGGGAGUCCCAACUGGAGUUCCCCGGGGGAACCGGGCCCGGUUUGCCUCCGGGCCGCGCGGGGGCGCUGUGGCCGGGGUACCGCGAAGGGAGGCUGAGGCGGGGAGGAGGCGGGAAGAGCGCAGCACUUCCGCUGGCUGGCUGACUGGCUGGCUGCUAGAGCAAGCGGCAGAGGGAGCGGAGGGAGAGCACGGCCCGGGGACUCGCAUUCCCCGGUCCCCCCUCCGCCCCACGCGGCUGGGCCAUGGACGCCAGGCAGGGGUCUCUGCUUCCCCCUGGUGAAAGCCUGUGUAUUUGGCAAUGAGCCCAAGGCCCCUGAUGAGGUUCCCCUAGCUCCCCGGACAGAGACAGCAGAAUCCACCCCCUCUUGGCAGGUCCUGAAGCUGGUCUUCUGUGCCGCGGGACUCCAGGUGUCCUAUCUGACUUGGGGUGUACUGCAGGAAAGAGUGAUGACCGGCAGCUAUGGGGCCACAGCCACAUCACCAGGGGAGCAUUUCACAGACUCACAAUUCCUGGUGCUAAUGAACCGCGUGCUGGCACUGGUUGUGGCAGGCCUCUACUGUAUCCUACGCAAGCAGCCCCGUCAUGGUGCACCCAUGUACCGGUACUCCUUUGCCAGUCUGUCAAAUGUGCUUAGCAGCUGGUGCCAGUAUGAAGCACUUAAGUUCGUCAGCUUCCCUACCCAGGUGCUGGCGAAGGCCUCCAAGGUGAUUCCUGUCAUGAUGAUGGGAAAGCUGGUGUCUCGGCGCAGCUAUGAACACUGGGAGUACCUGACUGCGGGCCUCAUCUCCAUUGGAGUUAGCAUGUUUCUUCUGUCGAGUGGACCAGAGCCCCGGAGCUCUCCAGCCACCACACUCUCUGGCUUGGUCCUACUGGCAGGCUAUAUUGCAUUUGACAGCUUCACCUCAAACUGGCAGGAUGCCCUGUUUGCCUAUAAGAUGUCGUCGGUGCAGAUGAUGUUUGGGGUCAAUUUAUUCUCCUGUCUUUUCACAGUAGGCUCACUACUGGAACAGGGGGCUCUCCUAGAGGGGGCCCGCUUCAUGGGGCGACACAGUGAAUUUGCACUCCAUGCCCUCCUCCUCUCCGUCUGCUCUGCCUUCGGUCAGCUCUUCAUCUUCUACACCAUCGGACAGUUUGGGGCCGCCGUCUUCACUAUCAUCAUGACUCUGCGGCAGGCUAUCGCCAUCCUUCUCUCCUGCCUCCUCUAUGGCCACACUGUCACUGUGGUGGGGGGACUGGGAGUAGCUGUGGUCUUUACUGCCCUCCUCCUCAGAGUCUAUGCCCGGGGCCGGAAGCAGCGGGGAAAGAAGGCAGUGCCCACUGAGCCUGCAGUGCAGAAGGUGUGAAUGAGGACCUCCAUUGCUCUCAUCUGCUGAGGCACUGGCUCAAGGGCAAAUUAUUUCUCAGUGUCUCAGCACACAGCAGAGGGUUGGAGUCCUGGAGGCAGCCUCUUUGCCUUGCCUUAAGAGCCCCACUUCACCAAGUGACAGCUGUGGGUAAUGCAGCGUUCCUCCCCGCUACCUGAGAUCUUGACUUAGCUGGUGGCCAGGCAAACCAGCAGCAGGCUCAUCCCCUUCUAACACCCACCCCUUGAGGCUGCCAGGCACCAGCUGGGAAGUAAAUUGUUUACAGGCCAUGCAGUUACCCCUAGGGGCUAGUGAGAAUGGUGCUGUGCCAGAAGGGACAAAGGACUCCCCCCAGCCCAGUUGGGGCCCCCAGUGUUCCUUGAGCAAGUUUUGGUUACUUGGAAAUGUCACCUUUUGCUCUAUUUGAUUAAACUGCAGCAGUGAUUUUUGGA